Molecule: messenger RNA, 1698 nt
Organism: Colletotrichum graminicola M1.001
Lineage: Eukaryota; Fungi; Ascomycota; Sordariomycetes; Glomerellales; Glomerellaceae
Exons: 7
Coding region: 1-1698 (565 amino acids)
Biological process (GO): regulation of DNA-templated transcription; DNA-templated transcription
Cellular component (GO): nucleus
Molecular function (GO): zinc ion binding; DNA binding; DNA-binding transcription factor activity, RNA polymerase II-specific
Source: RefSeq, a predicted model, not a curated record
AUGGCGAGACAGGUUCAGUGGCUUGCCGAGACGCCACCGUCCGAGGAUUCGGACAACAUCAACUCGGGCUCACGUUAUACCGGCCACUUGUCGUCGUCGUCUUCCAGUUAUCCAUCUCCCGCCGAUGCCCCGCUCCGAGCCCACCGCGCCUGCGAAAAAUGCACCCGAACCAAGAAGAAGUGCGACAAAGGCCUGCCUGCUUGUUCGAGAUGCACCAGGCUCGCCACCAACUGCUGCUAUGACUUUGUGGUCAAUCCUCCCUCGCUCACCAUCGUCGAGCAAGGCUCUCCGAGCAAUGCUUACAAGCAUCCCAACGACGCUCGCCCAGCCUUUGAAUGGCUCAACCAGGUCGACUUCACCGCUGAUCAGAUCAUGCAGCUCCUCAUCAGUCAUGGCGUCGACUGGAAGGCUUCCGUCAAUACCUACUUCAGCACUGUCAACACCUGGCUCGUCGUCAUCCAUCCCGAACUCUGGCAGAGACGCUGCGCCGCCGCUAAGCUCGAUACCACCCCCAACGAUCCUGGCCUGGCCCUGCUCAUCCUAUGUAUUCACAUCCUGACCAUUUGGAAUGUUGACGAGUUUUCGUCUACAGCCAUGCUCGGCCAUCCACUCUAUCAGUCUGCAAAACGCAUUUGGGUCAUGAGGAAAGCCUUUUCCAAGGCCAAUAUUGAGCAUGUUCAGUGCGGCGUUCUCCUAGCCUUGUUCGAGCUAGGACACGGAGGCAUCACUCGCUGCUAUCAGACGUUCGGCGAGACCGCAUCGAUUGGCAAGGUGCUGAAUCUGAGACCCGGCAAAUAUGUCAAGGAGGAAGAGGAUACGCCUGCCGACAUAGGAGAGGAGCAGAAUCGCGCGCUUUGGAUCACCCACCUGCAAGCCUCGACACUAUGGGCCCCGCUUCAGAUGGAAAUGCCCUCCGAAGACGACCUCUUCCCCACAGAACAUUACAUCUGGGACAACGACAGGAACAAGUCGGUCAAGAUCAUCAAGCGGUACCCCGUCACAAUCCCGGCCUCAGUGCGUGUCGGCACUUUUCAGAGAUCUUGCCAGGCGGCUAUCCUUAUCGGCUAUGCCGCGAAUUGGGAGGCGGCAAAUGCGGAGACCGACGAACCUCCCAGCGUCUACUCGUUUGCCCAGCUCGAGUUAGCCGCGAGAAACCUAAUCGAAGCUUUGAUUACCCGGUCCGAGACCUGGAGCGAGAAUCUCAAUCCCUACGCCUUGUGUGCAAGCACUUUCUGUCUUCUCUUCUAUUCCUUUCUCUAUUACACCAAUAGACCCGACACUCCUGCCCGAGACCCAGAAACGGACGUGGAGACGAAGAAGGCCGUCGCCGGCAUCAAGUUUACCAUUAGUCUCGUGAUGGAUAGCUCAAAUGGUAUCUUCAAUGCUUACCCCAACCGUGAAAAGUUUUUGGAAAACAGCACCCUGGUCUGGCCAUAUGCGCAAUAUCACGCGAUGCAGCUUCUUUUCCAUUACGAGGCUCUGCUGGAAGAUGCAGAGUCUAUGAUGGCAGAGAUCAGGCAGAGCGUCGAGAGCACAACAAAGCGAUGGGCUUGUUCUCGCUGGCUGUUGGAAGAGUUUGAUAGAGUCCAGGCGGCUAAAAGCAGCGGGGUUACACUGUGUAAAAAGUGCACCAUUGGAUGCGACAAAAAGCCUUUUGAGAUCUCAACGAGAUACGAUCGAGCGUUGAGCCCGACUUAA